GCGGCAGCGGCGGCGGCGGGCGAGGGAGGGGGCUGGCCCCGGCCGCCCGAAUCUGCAGUUGUCUCCCGAGCACGGGCUGCGCCGCCCGAGCCUCUGGGCCGGGGAAGCACUGUCGGUUCGCUCCCGGGCCGGCUCCUCCAGGCGCUCGCAGGCAUGCAGCCCGGGAGCAGGCGGCACGACCCAGGCAGCUGCUGAGCCGGCCGGGGCGGCGGGGACGAGCGCCGGCCGAGCCCCUCCCACCUUGCCCCGGGGCCGACGAGCGGCGCCCCGGCACCCCCUCUUCGCCCGCAGCCCCGCCAGCGCCACCCUACGCGGGCCGCAGGGGCUCAUGCAGCCGCCAAGGGAGAGGCUAGUGGUAACAGGCCGAGCUGGAUGGAUGGGUAUGGGGAGAGGGGCAGGACGUUCAGCCCUGGGAUUCUGGCCGACCCUCGCCUUCCUGCUCUGCAGCUUCCCCGCAGCCACCUCCCCGUGCAAGAUCCUCAAGUGCAACUCUGAGUUCUGGAGCGCCACGUCGGGCAGCCACGCCCUGGCCGCGGACGACGCCCCCGAGUUCUGCGCCGCCCUGCGCACCUACGCCCUGUGCACGCGGCGGACCGCCCGCACCUGCCGGGGCGACCUGGCCUACCACUCGGCCGUCCAUGGCAUAGAGGACCUCAUGAGCCAGCACAACUGUUCCAAGGAUGGCCCCACCUCGCAGCCACGUCUGCGCACGCUCCCGCCGGCGGGGGACAGCCAGGAGCGCUCGGACAGCCCUGAGAUCUGCCACUACGAGAAGAGUUUCCACAAGCAUUCGGCCGCCCCCAACUACACGCACUGCGGCCUCUUCGGGGACCCGCACCUCAGGACUUUCACAGACCGCUUCCAGACCUGCAAGGUGCAGGGUGCCUGGCCGCUCAUCGACAAUAAUUACCUGAAUGUGCAGGUCACCAACACACCUGUGCUGCCUGGGUCAGCAGCCACGGCCACCAGCAAGCUCACCAUCAUCUUCAAGAACUUCCAGGAGUGCGUAGACCAGAAGGUGUACCAGGCAGAGAUGGAUGAGCUCCCUGCUGCUUUUGCUGAUGGAUCCAAGAAUGGUGGGGACAAGCAUGGGGCCAACAGCCUGAAGAUCACUGAGAAAGUGUCAGGCCAGCACGUGGAGAUCCAGGCCAAGUACAUUGGCACCACCAUUGUCGUGCGCCAGGUGGGCCGCUACCUGACCUUUGCAGUCCGCAUGCCCGAGGAGGUGGUCAAUGCCGUGGAGGACCGGGACAGCCAGGGCCUCUACCUCUGCCUGCGGGGCUGCCCCCUCAACCAGCAGAUCGACUUCCAGGCCUUCCAUGCCAACGCUGAGGAUCCCGGCACCCGCAGGCCGGCAGCGGCCGGCCCCGCACCUGCAGCUCCUGAGAGCUUCCCGUACGAGACAGCCGUGGCCAAGUGUAAGGAGAAGCUGCCCGUGGAAGACCUGUACUACCAAGCCUGCAUUUUCGACCUCCUCACCACAGGCGACGUGAACUUCACACUGGCCGCCUACUACGCCUUGGAGGACGUCAAGAUGCUGCACUCCAACAAGGACAAACUGCACCUGUAUGAGAGGACUCGGGAGCUGCCGGGCAGGGCGGCUGCUGCAGGGCUGCCCCCAGCCCCCCAGCCCCUGCUCAGCACCCUCAUCCUGCUCCUCACCCUGCUCCCUGUGUUCUGGUAGAUAGCUGCCAUGUGGGACGCAGAGGGGGGCGCGAGCUCUGCCCCCGAACCUGCAGUGUCUCUGUCUGAGGCCUGGGAAUGCAGAUCGGCUGGCGCGUCCCCUGUGGCCCAGCCACCUCUGCAGCACUCAAGAGCAGGGGCAGCCCCGGGGACGGUUCCCUCAGAGCCGCCUUGGGUUGUCUGCUGGCACGGGCUUGGGGGUGGGGCGGCCCCUGCUCCCUCUAGUACACGUGACAAGGUUGUGGUGACUGGUGCUGUGAUGUUUGUGACAGUAGAGCUGUGUGAGAGGGAGAGCAGCUCCCCUCUGCCCCGCCCCCGCAGUGUGAAUGUGCAAAAGAGCCCCUCAGGCUGAAGCCCCCAUCCCAACCCCUGCCAGAGAGACACUGGGACUAUCUGAGUCAGCUCCUUGCACCCCCUUCCAAUGCACUGAAACAGGCCUGGCUGCUACAUGCUAAUUCGUGGGGCCGCCUGUGCCCACUGCACACACACACUCUUACACGAGCACACUCGCACGCGCUCAGCCAGCGGGACUCCCAGCCAGGCCGAUGAAUGAAGCUUGAGUCCCAGGCAGGGUCUCCUUCACGGCAGGACACCCUCAGGGCUCUGCGUGGCAUCUUCAGCAAGCUGAUGGAACCCUUUGGUCAAUAGGUUGUACCUUCCUGGUGCCUUCUUACCUGGGAGACCACUGUGUGCGUCUGCUGCUGUGGCACCUGCCUAAGAGCUCUGCAGUUGGAGGGAUGAUGUGUGUUGGCACGUGAUCUGAGUGAAGCCACUCACAGGCUCAGAUGCCCUUCUCUGGCCCCGCCCAUUCCCACUGUUCUUAGAAAGUUGAAGUGCUUGGUUAUAAAUGUCUAAACAGAGAAGAGAUCCCUUGACUUCUGUUCCUUCCCCUUGAGUAGACACAGGAGCCCCUGGGCAGAAGAGUUUGGGCCCCAGGGCGUGGGCAGGAGACCCAGUGGAUAGGGCCAGCUGGCCUGCCCUGAUCCUCUUUCUCCUCACCUGCCACCAGGGCCCCCAGCCGCUGGUCAGCAGCCCCAUUCCCCACCCUGCCCACCUGGAUUUUGGGGAAAGAGGCAGAAUCUAGACAGAUUCACAGUCCUGGCAGGGUCUCCCCCCUCUAAUCCCUUCCCUUAAGCCCUGUGCUCACACAGCCAGGAGCAACUUGCCACUGGGAGCCCUGGCUCCCGCCUCAUUUCAGCCCAGGGUGCCCCUCCAAGGAUGCCCACUUCUGCUGCUGUUUCAGAGACCCCCAGGGACCGACACAGGGCUGGGCUCUGCUCUCGAAGGUGCAGCCAGAUCCUGGAGGACACCCCUGCCAGUAUCCCUGCGUCCCCACACCGUCCCCACCUGCAGCAUCCACUGCAGCCCCUCAGCUGUCCCCAGGGACCUCUCAUACACUGGCUAGGAGGCUGUGGACUGCGCGUCUCCCCUCUCCCUCCAAGAGGUCCUGCUCCCUCUGCCAAAACCCUGCAGGCAGGCAGGGGCAUGGCUUGGCCCCUCCCUGUCCCCAAUGGUUCUUAGGUGCCCCUAUGUUGGAAGUAAAAAUUGAAGCACUUUACUUUGGUUGUGUUUGAUCACAUUCUGCUUGGAAGCGGGUACCCCUCACUGCGUCCAUGUGUCUGCGACCUGUAUGGGGUGUCACCGCGUGUACAUACUGUAAAUUAUUUAUU
Messenger RNA from Cynocephalus volans (Philippine flying lemur), 3353 nucleotides. It is a transcript of the gene RGMA, whose product is annotated as repulsive guidance molecule BMP co-receptor a. The record is from RefSeq and is a predicted model, not a curated record. Bases 329 to 1684 code for a protein of 451 amino acids. Gene Ontology annotation, cellular component: plasma membrane. Gene Ontology annotation, biological process: BMP signaling pathway. Gene Ontology annotation, molecular function: coreceptor activity. The transcript is spliced from 4 exons. Lineage: Eukaryota; Metazoa; Chordata; Mammalia; Dermoptera; Cynocephalidae.